CCUUCUCGCGCACGUUUUAAACGUCAUUCCGUAGCGGUUGGGACGUUUUCGAUUCAAAGCUAUCGCCAACCGUUAAGAGCAGAAGUAGUUUACUUGCUAGUUUACUAUGCGUAACAAACUCAGGCGGAACAGGAAAUCUAAAGAUGAUUCAUGCCCAAGCAAAGAGCAGCCGCGAACCACCGAGGUGAUAACGCUGCAGUUGUCAGAGUCGAGAGUCGAUGAUGAAACAUCUCCAGAAAGAGCAUCGGCCUCCUUGACAGCGAAAUACAGAUAUGUUGCUGCAGGCAUGUCGACCCCAACACCACUUCAGGAGCAGAGGAAGACUUUUUGCGCAAAAGACAUUAAAAUUGCACCAGUUUUCUUACACACAACACAGCGCAGUAAGAGUAAACAGGGUCAGCCUGUAGAGGACCUGCAGGAAUCAGUCCUCCCUCCUCAGACUGAAGAUGUGCAACUGGUGAAAGGUCAUCAGCGUUUAUCACCAGUUUCUCACCUGACAAAGAGAAAGAGUUCCUGGAGAGGACAGCUGUCACCCUCAGUUCUGCACAGCUGUCUGGAAGAAAUCCAAACGUCCAACCCAGCAUUCCCAGUCCGAACAGUGUUCAGCACUUUGCAGAAGAAAGUGGGUGAAAGGCUGCAGGAUUUGGAAUCCACAGAACAUCUCAGCUCCCUACACAACCACUUAAAAGAGAAGAGAAAACGGGGGAAUGAAAGCUCUGAGAGGGUGCCCAAACGUCUGAGGUCCAGUCUGGCUGCAGAGGGUGUUGUUAGUAUAAGCAACUAUCUUGUGUCAGCACAGGGUGUCCAGGAAAGUCCUGUCCUGACAGCCAAGAAGCAGGGCAGCAGCAACAAGCUGAGUCGUACUCACAGACUGAGGCAGCAAAGUGGGAGCCCAGCAGGCCUGGCGAAGCCCUGUGAACCUCUGUACUCUGGAUUAAGAAAUCACACCGAAUCUUACAGCCAGUCCCUCAAAACCUCUGACAUCCACCAAAGGGAUUCCAAUUCAGAGGAUGUUCUCUGGACAGACAAAUACAGUCCUCAGCAUUCAAGGGAAGUCAUUGGCAACUGUGCCGCUGUGAAUAAACUGCAAAGUUGGUUGAAGAAAUGGAAGCUAAGGGCCGACUGUUACCAGAGGAGACAAAUGGAGGAAAGCAAACAAGAAGCAAAAAGCAAUGACUCAUGGGACUGUGGAGACUUCCAGGGUGAGGCUGGGGCCGAGGACGACAGAGAGGAGCCGCUUUGCAACACCAUGCUGAUCACAGGACCUCCAGGUGUGGGCAAGACCUCCUCCGUGUAUGCCUGCGCUCAGGAGCUUGGCUUCAAGAUAUUUGAAGUGAACUGCUCCUCACAGCGCAGUGGGCGCCAUGUUCUGUCCCAGCUGAAGGAAGCUACCCAGUCCCAACUAGUGGAGAGGCCGGGGAAAGACCCGCUGAAACCAACUUACUUCAGCAACUACAACAUCAACAGCUGCACUCCUAAAUCUGAGACUCUACCUGGUACAACAGCGCGUCCCAAAAAUGUGCCCUCUUCCUCAAAUAAGAGAGCACCACAGAGGUUUGGCCACUCUAGUCGCAAAGGAAAAGUUAAUCCGGCUAUGGUCACUUUGGCCAACUACUUUAAGGUGAAGGCCAAAGCAGAUAACUUACAUUUAGGUGACCUGUCGCCAUAUGAAAAACCAGAAAGUGAGAAAUCAGGCAACCCAUCCCCAAGCUCUGAUCAAACAGUGCCAGGGGAUAAAAAGACAGCCACAUCACUUAUUCUGUUUGAAGAGGUUGAUGUCAUAUUUGAUGAUGAUGUUGGUUUCCUCGCAGCCAUCGAGACUUUCAUGACCACCACUAAGCGACCAAUCAUUCUGACCACCAAUGAUCCUUCAUUCAAAGAGAGAUUCAACCCCAGCUUGGAGGAAAUCAUUUUCAGAACCCCAUCAGCGGUGAACGUCUGUAGCUACCUGCAGCUGGUGGGUUUGGCUGAGAAUGUACGACUGGAGUUGGACGACGUUCGCAGCCUCCACAGACUGUCUAGAGGGGACGUCAGACGUUGCCUCUCGCAGCUGCAGCUCUGGGUGUGCAGCGGUGGAGGACUGGCGUCUCGGAGGGGAGGCUCGCCUAAGGAGACUACUCGUGUACAGCACUCAGGUCUUACUGAAAGGGGAGAAAAUGUAGACUCCCAACUUCUUCAUUGCGACCCAUGCUGUACUGCUAGCAUGCUGGGUCUCCACCCUGUGACCCAAAACCAACUGUUAAACCUCCUCAAGUGUCAGUAUUGGUCUGAAAUAGACAUGGACAAGCUCCUGAGGCUCCUAGCUGAGAGCUGGAGAGGAGGUGUUCCUCUUCUGUACUCCAACCUGGAGCUUCUUCUACCCACCGAGGCCAAAGGGACUUGUGGGCUGCAGAAGGGGCUGGCACCCUCUGAUAUUGAUCUUCACAUCACGCUGCUGGAUGGCUAUGUCAGUGGAAAGGCUUCAGCCACCAACUCCAAAUCUGUUAGGAAAGUCUCCAGGCUUAGCAGGAGGAAAUAUAAUGCAACGUUUGACACAUCUUGCAGUAUGACACAAAACACAUCAUCAUCGUCAAAAAGGGCUCAUUUAAGAGUCCCCAGUUUAAGAGACAAGUCUGAAGAAAACACAGCCAAAGUAGUAACACACUGUUUGGAUGCCUUGAGCGACUUCUUUGACCUCAUGUCAUACCUUGAUUCCACAAUGCCAGCUGCUGCAGCCCUGCGUGGUUCAGGCCUGUGCCGACCUGAGGCCUUUGUCUGGACAGGAGCUGAGAUAAAGGAUGGCUUACUGGAUGUGAUGGGGGAACAGGGGGAAGUGGACAGGAUUUGGAGCCAGGAGAGGCUGUUGGAUAUUCAUGCCGCUGUUGAGGGCUUGGGGUGUCGCAGGUGCUGUUGGCAAGUGUCUGAAGCGUGGACUGAAGCCCAAAACUACAGACAAGAACUGGGAGACGUAAGGUGGGGGAGGCUGGUGGAGAGACUGACAUUACCUGUCACCUCCAAAAAACAGAACCUCAGCUUUAGAUUGCAACCUUUGUGUGCACCAAGUGUGUCUAAAAGGAGGUACGAGCUGAGCAGGAGGGUGCUUGGCAGUAACUCCUUCAGCCUGCUGGGGAACAGAAGAGCUGUCAGUGUCGACUACAUGCCGGUCCUCCGCUACAUCUGUCGCUUUCAAAGAGCACAGCAACAGAAAGAGGAGCCAGCCAGGUGUUUGAACUACCUCAGCAGCACACAUCUGGGCCUCUCAAAGUCAACCAUUCAACUCCUGGGAGAAGACUUUUCAUAAAAAAACCUCAUACUACCUCACUUUCCUCCAGUCACUAUUUACUUUGCAGUCAUUUUUACCUGAAUAUUGUCAAAUAAAUUUAAUGCUGUUGAGAUGAGAAAUCUUUGUGUGUACCAUGAAAAGUAAAUAAAAAUGUUUAUACUUUUGUAAA
Messenger RNA from Etheostoma spectabile (orangethroat darter), 3431 nucleotides. It is a transcript of the gene atad5b, whose product is annotated as ATPase family AAA domain containing 5b. Bases 107 to 3280 code for a protein of 1057 amino acids. The record is from RefSeq and is a predicted model, not a curated record. NCBI's taxonomy places the organism in Eukaryota, Metazoa, Chordata, Actinopteri, Perciformes, Percidae. The transcript is spliced from 14 exons. Gene Ontology annotation, molecular function: ATP binding; DNA binding; DNA clamp unloader activity. Gene Ontology annotation, cellular component: nucleus.